Messenger RNA from Aspergillus versicolor CBS 583.65, 350 nucleotides. RefSeq lists its product as uncharacterized. The annotation marks the transcript as partial. Lineage: Eukaryota; Fungi; Ascomycota; Eurotiomycetes; Eurotiales; Aspergillaceae. The record is from RefSeq and is a predicted model, not a curated record. The transcript has 2 exons.
GGAGGCAAGAUCCCGUGGAAUAGGGAAAAAUGCUCUGGCAACGCGGCCUGCGCUGCCCGGUUUUGUGCACGAGCGCAAUUAAUCCAAGUAGGUCACGUCUAGAUCCAAGCAGUCACCAAUCGUCUCCUACAAUUAUCGGCGACGAUGAUCACAUUGCGUGGUGCUGUUAUUUGUUUUGUUUCAUCGAACAGGGGGCCAAAGCGAAGUGCAGAAGUAAAAUAGGAGAAUACGGUAUCGGAGCAUUUAAUAUGUCACUACUCGUUCAGAUAUCCUGGGAUGUGAUCUAGAACUUCCAUUGCUUUUUGGUUCCGGGAAAUUCGGAUGUUUGCAUGGUCCAAGGGCGCCUCGAA